Lethenteron reissneri (Far Eastern brook lamprey) is the source of this 3198-nucleotide messenger RNA. RefSeq names its product T-box transcription factor TBX2-B-like. Gene Ontology annotation, cellular component: chromatin; nucleus. Gene Ontology annotation, biological process: cell fate specification; regulation of transcription by RNA polymerase II; positive regulation of DNA-templated transcription. NCBI's taxonomy places the organism in Eukaryota, Metazoa, Chordata, Hyperoartia, Petromyzontiformes, Petromyzontidae. The record is from RefSeq and is a predicted model, not a curated record. Gene Ontology annotation, molecular function: DNA-binding transcription factor activity, RNA polymerase II-specific; RNA polymerase II cis-regulatory region sequence-specific DNA binding.
UCUCUCCCCCCCGUGCCACCGCCGCCCCCUCCGCAGGCGAAUGUUCCCGGCUUUCAAGGUGCGCGUGUCGGGCCUGGACAAGAAGGCCAAGUACAUCCUGCUGCUGGACAUCGUGGCGGCCGACGAGUGCCGCUACAAGUUCCACAACUCCCGCUGGAUGGUGGCGGGCAAGGCCGACCCCGAGUUGCCGCGCCGUCUCUACAUCCACCCGGACUCGCCGGCGCCCGGCGAACACUGGAUGGGCAAGGCGGUGACCUUCCACAAGCUGAAGCUCACCAACAAUCUGUCGGACAAGCACGGAUACACGAUCCUCAACUCCAUGCACAAGUACCAGCCGCGGUUCCACGUGGUGCGCGCCAGCGAGCUGCUGCGGCUGCCCUACUCUACGUUUCGCACCUACGUGUUCCCCGAGACGCAGUUCCUGGCCGUCACCGCCUACCAGAACGACAAGAUCACGCAGCUCAAGAUCGACCACAACCCCUUCGCCAAAGGCUUCCGCGACACGGGCAAUGGACGUCGAGAGAAACGCAGGCAGCUGGCCCUGCAGUGUCUCCGCGCCUUCGAGCAGCAGGCGCGAGGAGCGUCGCGCCGCGGCCGCUCGUCGCCCGGCCGCGGCGACUUCGACGACGACGACGACGAAGACCACGACGACGACGAGGAGGAGGAGGAGGAGGAGAAAAAAGAGCGGCCCAGCCCCAACACAAGCCCCGAGCACAACACUCCGGCAGGGGGCUCGGUUGGGAGCGGGGAGCGGUCCAGCGGCGGCAGUGGCGGCGGCGCGGAUUCGGGGGGCUCCCCGGGGCCCCCCUCGAGCCCGGCAAAAGAGCGCCGCCCCCCCUCCUUCGUCGGUCGCCGCCAAAGCCGCAACUCCAGCGCCUCCACUCCCCCCGAGAGCUCGCCACACAAGCAGCAGCAGCAGCACCACUACCCUCACCUUCACCACCUGGGCAGCGCCUUCGGCAAGCUGGGAGUGGCGGGGGGCCUGCCCCCCACGCACCCUCUCCUGCUGCACUCGGGGCCCCUGGGGCCCUUCCUGGCCUCCGUGCCGGGGCUCGACGCCCGGACCCACGGGGGGGGUCCCUCGCCGGCCCUGCCGGGGGGGCCCUUCGGCCACCCUCUGCUCACGCCGCAGGGCCUAGCAGUUCCCGGCCUGAGCGGCCUCCUGCCGUACCCGUACCCUUACCUGCCGACGGCGUCGCUGCCCAGCCCGGCCUUCCUGAGCGCGGCGGCUCGGGGCAGCUGGCGGUACAACCCCUACUCCUUCCCGGGCCUUGGCAUUGGCUCCUUGCCCUCUCAGCUGCCCUCGAUCCUCCCGGCGGCGACGGCGGCAGCGGCGGCGGCCACAGCCGCGGUGGCAGUGUCGGCGGCAGGAGCCAGGCGGGACGUUAAGCCGGAAAAGCUGGAGACUCGCUCGCACGGGGAGGCGGAAGCAGCAGCGACGCUGGGGUCGGGGUCCCCGCAGGUGGACCGGUCGCCCAGCGAGCUGCGGCACAUGCAGCGCCUCGUGAGCGGCCUGGGCGAUGGCCCGCCGUGACGGAGCCUCCGCUAGGCCGCCGUGAACUCAACGGACCCCCACAUCUACGGGGCCCUCCUGCCGUUUUGCGGUCUCGUUCUCGGUUCGUCUCAGCCAUACCCCGUCGUUUUCUUUUCAGGCGUCGUCGUAACUGCACACCUGCCAUCUUUCGUCAACUGGUCGCCAUCUUGUGGAUCGAUGACUCCCGACUGCAAUCGUAUGGCCGCCAUUUUGUGAAUCUAGGCCACCAUCUUGUGGGAUCGCCCAUCUGGCAUUUUUUUUAGCACCAUCGUUAUGGUUUUCUGAGAUACAUAUACAGUAUACAUAUAUGUAUAUAUACAUUUUCCCGGGUGCCAUCUUGCGACUGCACUACCUCCCAGAGAGAGAGGGCCUGCCACGUUUCAGGAACCAAAGCACCACCGAGUUUGUCUGACGCCACAAGCGCGCACGCAACGAGCGAUCGCUGUUAAAUGUGCUCGACAGAUGAUGCGUCGGAGGCUUCCGACGAUGCAUGCUGAGCUGCGUUUUGGAAAGCCGGAAGAAACGGGAGAGAUUGAGAGCUCUACGCUGUCACCGUUGAUAGACAGUUACUGCCAAACUUAAAACAAAACAAAAAAACGACUUAAAUUAAAAUCAUAAGCCUUUGCGAUGAUCCAUCGGGGUGUUGAAAGCUUACGUCAGCGGGGUGCAUGAAACAUCGGACCGGCUCGCACAAAUGACGAUGGCUUUGCUACACCCGUCCAUGAACGUCAAGGGUUCAAACUCCAAGCUCAACUCCAAGCUCCGUGAAUAGAAUUUUCAUGAAAAUGAACAGCGGUCACUUCUUUUUGGAUAUAUCGGCGCCCAACUUAACGGAGCUCCGUCAAGCCAACGGGCGGUCCUCCCUUAUAAGGUGUCUCUAAAAAAUGAGGUUUGCUGGUUAAUAUUGCAGGAGACGAGGAACUAGCCACUGAAUAAAGUCGCCUCUCUGUGGCGUAGGAGCGGACAAGGAAACGCACUUAUUAUUCCGCGUUACCAAUCGCCGAGCGAACGCUCGCCCCGGCUGCAGCGGGCAGCCCCUUUGAAGCGAGCGGUGGAAAUUCUACGUUACCAUGGCGGGCUGCCCGGGUAUAUAACCAAUCGACGGAGUGAAGCUUUGUCGACUGGGAGUGAACUGACGGGACGGGGCGGACAGAAAAAAGGCGACCUGCACAAGCUAUUGUUUCAGAGAGAAAAACUAAAUAUAUAUUAAAAAGGUGUACAGACUUGCACAUGAGCCUGCUUGCCAAAGGACUUUGGUUUGAUUUUGUUCUAUUUUUUGUUGUUGCCUAUUUGUAUCGCGACGUCUCUCGUGCGGAGUGGACUGCAUGCGUUUCGUUUUUUUGUGUCGGUUUUUAUUUUUGUUUCCUCCCCGCGUGAGACUGCGCCGACGUGCCGGGGAGUCUCGCCGGGCGGCAGAUCCCACGACGCCUCCGAGGUUGUGGUUGGUGGAUGGCGAGCGACGAUGACGAUCACGGGCGGGUUGUUCUCCCCCUGUGCUCCAGUUUAUUUUUUUUCCCCCACAGAGUAGAAAUGUUCGCCGACUCACAAACGGGAGGUUCAUUUCCCACCGGGCGAAGCCCACUUGAGCCGAGAAGCUCUUUUCGUUCACGGGCGAUUCGGCCGGCAGACAACGUCAAAACAUUCCACAAUUACAACAACGACAA